AUGCAGUUGGAUAAUAUCAACCACGGGAGCAUCCACUCUUUCCAGGGCCACCGUGGCAUGGCCAACAACAAGCCCAAUGUCAUCCUUCAGAUAGGGAAGUGUAGGGCCGAGAUGUUAGACCACGUCAGGAGAACCCACCGGCACCUCUUGACUGAGGUGUCCAAGCAGGUGGAGAGGGAGCUGAAAGGCCUCCAGAAAUCGGUGGGGAAGCUGGAGAACAACCUCGAAGACCACGUCCCUUCGGCUGCUGAGAACCAGAGGUGGAAGAAGUCCAUCAAGGCCUGCCUGUCUAGAUGCCAGGAGACUAUUGCUCACUUGGAGAGGUGGGUGAAGAGAGAGAUGAAUGUCUGGAAGGAAGUGUUUUUUCGCCUGGAGAAAUGGGCUGACAGAUUGGAGUCCGGUGGGGGGAAAUACAGCCAUGGGGAAUGUGCGAGGCAAACUGCCUCUGUGGGGGUAGGAGGCCCAGAGAUCAGGCCCAGUGAGGGGGAGAUUUACGAUUAUGCGCUGGACAUGAGUCAGAUGUAUGCCCUGACACCUCCUCCACUGGGGGACAUGCCCCAUGACUCCUAUCAGUGGAUCACUGUCCCAGAGGAUGCCCCACCUUCUCCGGUGGAGACCCAGAUAUUUGAGGAUCCCCGGGAGUUCCUGACGCACUUGGAGGACUAUCUGAAGCAGGUGGGUGGGACUGAGGAGUACUGGCUCUCUCAGAUCCAAAACCACAUGAAUGGUCCUGCCAAAAAGUGGUGGGAAUACAAGCAGGACUCUGUUAAGAACUGGCUAGAGUUCAAGAAGGAGUUCCUUCAGUAUAGUGAGGGCACCCUGACCAGAGAUGCCAUCAAGCAGGAGCUGGAUCUUCCUCAGAAGGAUGGGGAGCCCCUGGACCAGUUCCUCUGGCGCAAGAGGGACCUGUACCAGACCCUCUAUGUUGAUGCCGAUGAGGAGGAAGUUAUCCAGUAUGUCGUAGGGACCCUCCAGCCCAAGCUCAAGCGUUUUCUCAGCCACCCCUACCCCAAAACCUUAGAACAGCUGAUCCAGAGAGGCAAGGAAGUAGAGGGCAACUUGGAUCAUUCCGAGGAGCCCAGCCCUCAGAGGACCCCUGAGCACCAGCUAGGAGACUCAGUGGAGAGCUUGCCCCCUUCCACUACUGCUAGUCCUGUGGCUAGCGAUGGGACUCAACCGGAAAUUUCUGCACCUCCAGCCACAGUCAUAUGA
Messenger RNA from Varanus komodoensis (Komodo dragon), 1212 nucleotides. It is a transcript of the gene ARC, whose product is annotated as activity regulated cytoskeleton associated protein. The record is from RefSeq and is a predicted model, not a curated record. Lineage: Eukaryota; Metazoa; Chordata; Lepidosauria; Squamata; Varanidae. Gene Ontology annotation, molecular function: mRNA binding. Gene Ontology annotation, biological process: positive regulation of AMPA receptor activity; modulation of chemical synaptic transmission. Bases 1 to 1212 code for a protein of 403 amino acids. The transcript has a single exon.